AUGCACGACUGCUGGGAAGGGCGAGUGGACUUUGCGACCAAGGCUGUGGAAUGGACACCCUGGGGGUCUCAGAUGGAUGAGCGAGGAAGGCGUUGGGCUCGCGUGGGCAUGGACGCCUCCAGUUGCACCAAGGGGCCACAGCAGCUGGUGGCCUUACUGCCAGGGAAGUGCUUGAGCCUCCCCGGCCUGGCUCCUCGUUGGAUCACCCAGACCCUACGGGGGAGGUCCCAGCAAGAAGCCAGCCGGGAGAGGAAGACAGCAGAGCCCAGGCCGCAGGUAGGGCUAGCGCUGUCAAAGGCCCCUCCUUUUGAAGGGGACCUGCUUGGCUGUGCGAUGCUGGGCCUUGAACGGCUUGGGGCCGACCUAGGUCUUACGGCCGAAGAGGUGGAGCAAGCGCUGUCUUUAGGUAGGCCUACUCAGGACCUUGCCUGGUACGAGGGCAGAGACCUCCGUGGUCGGGCCCAAAAGGCAGCGCAGGAACUUUUUGAAACGGAGAGGAUCUUAGAGUACCAGUGUUACGACGCUGAUUGGCAUGCUCAGGGUCGAGGGGUGAUAGCCCUUCAAGACUGGGCAGACAGAGACCAAUGCCUUUUUCUGGGGCUUCACGGCCCUGCCUCUGACAAGGACUACCAAUACUUCGUGGCUAAGGUGGCUUUGGAAGGAGCAGACCCAGGAGAGGGAGCUCCGGAGAUUGGAAGGAGGAGCACCCCGAGGGGGCCGGAGAAGGAGAGGAGCAGGUCGCCGUUGAAGGGUGAAAGCUCCAGGGCCCGCUAUUUGACGCGGCGGGGGGAAAAACAAGGAGAGAAGCAGAUGACUGAGAAGAAAAAGAAGAAAGAAAGUGUUGAGAAGAAGGAGGAGAAACAAAAGAAAGAGAGCUCUAGCUCCUCCUCGGAGAAGAGUGAGUCCUCAUCGGACCAGGCUUGCUCUCGACGAGAUGAUUCGCCCCUUAGCCGAGCGGAGGGGGGAAGUCGACGUCGGGAUGAGGUGGCUGAGUCGGAAGAGCCUUGCCUGUCUGAGCCAGAUUUUAAUCGAGACCCGUCCUCGAGCCAAGAGAGGACAGGUGGCAAAAGCGGCCAGCACGCUGGUCCAGUGUCGGAAAGCUUGCGAAAUGUCGCGGGUGGAUGGACACUGGGCUAUGGCACGCCCUUCAGGGAUCGUACCUCCCAGCACCGCUGCCCUAGUCAAAUCCGAGGAGAUGGAGCUGGCCGCCAAGCCAGAGCUUCGAACCCUCAAGCUGAAGGAGUCCUUGACGAUGAUUACAAAAGAGGGAGGAGGCAGCGGGCCAGACCCCGGGGGGGGGAGGCCCGGGAGUCACUCCCCGACAAUGUCCCCAAUGAGAAGCCUCCAGCGAGGCAAAGAAGUGGAAAAGGAAAAGGGGGCCCUGAAAGUGGCUCACGUGAGGUUCGACGAAAAGAAAGUCGUGCUGCAAAUGAAAGAAGCGCUAGCUCGGAAGCCGGCGUUUUGCAGUCCAGAAAGAGGAAAAGCAGGAGCCCGGCGCGCCCAGCAAGAAGCAGGGCUGUUAAACAGAAAACAGAGGAGACCCGCCGGUAUGAGGCGGAAGAGGAACAGAGCAGGUCGAACAGACCCCUUGUGGGAAGUUCGGGGGACCAACAGAGAGAGAGCGUCCACGCCACAAAACAGGCGAGAGAAGCUGAAGUAGGGUCCAGAAAGGUGAUGGAACUGGUGGAGUGGUUGGCCGAUCAUGGAGGAGAACAUUUGACAGCUGCACAGAUGGCCCAAUACCUCAUUCUUCAGGCAGUGAACCUGAAUGGCACUCUGGGAAAGUUAUUGGAGAGCUCAUUGAAACCCAUCUGGUGGCAGGGCGAAAGAGUGAGGAACCUGAUGCCCUUGCCGCUUUGGCCUGAUGUGCGAGAUGCCCUGGAAGUGGUCAUUGAAAAGCAGAGGUACAAGGAUCAGCCUGGUGAAUGGCGGGAGCGAGGAAAUACAAAGACACAGGCCUCCAGAGCGUUGCGUACGCAGGGGGCCCUGCUGUGGCAUGGGCUUGUGGUGGUGAGCCUGAACUGGCUCCACAGUGGAGGAAACAUAGCAGACAGCAUUGGUGGCCCUGCUGGAAGGGCCACGUCACAACAAGAGGAAGCCCUGUGCAGGAUCUGGGAGUUGGUGAAGGUGUUCAUUGAUGAGAAACCCAAAAGAGGGGGAGUGCCCAGGACUCCACAAGGAGAUUGGGCAGUGAAACUGGAGGCCCUGCGUGUCUCCUGCACGGGGGAAGUGGUGCAUAAGGCACGGCCCUUGACCCUGGAGCAAAUACUCCCAGGGCUGCCCUCCGAGCAGCACGGAGGCCUGGUAGAUAUUUUGGAGGUGGUGGAUGAGAAACUGAAAAAGAGGUUGCAAAGGCCAGACCAAAUGUUGCGGGAGGCCUUCGGGGACAUACCCACACCACAGGUGAUGUGCUCCGAUGAGGAGUGGGAGAAGGUGGUGAAAGCCUUGUAUGACCGACAUCUGGUCACCCCCGUUGAACGACAUCCAGUGGUGGAUGGGAAGUCCGUCCUAAACGGGACGUUCGGUGUUAUCAAGCCAGAUGAACUCACCGGGGGAGGCUUGCCUGUGCUUAAGAUGGUCUUGGAUCUCAGAGCCAGUAAUACAAUCUUGGAGCAGCUGGAAGGGGAUUGCAAGACUUUGUCAGGAGCGGCAUCCUUUCAGAGGAUCGUCAUGGAGGAGGGAGAAGAUCUCCUACUGUCAGGCGAUGGCUUGCAGGCGUUGUUUCAGCCUGGCCAAGAAGGAACCACGUUGGUGGGCAUCACUGUCCUUCCUAUGGGAUGGUCCAGCGCAGUUGCAGUAAUGCAGAGCGCUCACAGGCAAUUGGCUCUCCGCUCUGAGCUCAGGAUGGGAGCCGGCCUGAUGGAAAAGGCGGAGAUCAGGAGGGACGCUGUUUUCCCUGGGUUGGAAGAGACCCCAGCGUGGGCCACUUACGUGGACGACAAUGCCAUCAUUGAGCAGGUUGCCCGAGGCGUAAGUGCAGCCUUAGAGGGACGGCCCGCGGAGGAACAAACCAGGCUCAGAAAGGUGUAUGAAUGGUGGGGCAUCCCGACGAACGCCAGCAUGACGCUGGAACGAGUACGCUCGGCAGAGCGGUUGGGGGCCUUGAUUGAUGGUGAGAGAGGACUGCUGAGAGUUACGACAAAGCAGUGUUUAGACUUGAUGGGCCUUGGGUCAUGGAGUUUCCCGGCCACAGCCCUGCAGAUCUAUGCUGGCAAAGCAGUGCACAUUUUGCAGUUCAGGCGAUGCCUGUUCUCCAUCUUACAGGAGGUAUUUGUGGAAGUGUCACAGCACCCAGUGGAGGUGAGUGGCACUGUGCCCCUGUUUGAGGAGAUGAUGCUGCUGGAGUGCCUGUUGCCGGUAGUCUGUACUGACCUGAAGGCCCAGAUUGACCCUGUUGCUACUGCCAGCGGUGCAAGUGAGAGCGGGGGGGGAGCAUCCUACGCGUCACGUCUAAGCCGCUUGGGAGUUGAGGAGCUGGAAAGGCUGAUGAAGGAGGAUUUCCCAGAAGGACAUGCCCUGUCUGAUGAUUUCAGGGAUACGGCUCAGAAGAUAGUGGUGAUUGACCUCUUUUCUGGUAUUGGCGGCCUUGAGAGGGCCUUGCACCAUGCCAGGCUGAAGCCUUGGUUUGUGGUAGCCGUGGAGUCAGACCCUGACUGUCGGCGAUGCCUACGGCGCCGGUUCCCUGGUGUGGAGCUUUGCUCAGACAUCAGAAAGAUCAACAAGAGGGCUCACCUGGAGGACCCGCGAAGUGCCCUGUUCUAUGAAGCGGUGAGGGUCAUGGACCUGGUGAAGGAGGUGGCCGAUGCUGAAGGAAUGUGGAACAUACGGUUCCUCGAGAAUGCAGUGCCAGACGAAGAAGAGAUACGCACCAUGUCUUGGGCUUUAGCCAUGAAGCCCCUGCUGGUGGACUCCCGGCAUUUGUCGAGGGCAAGGAGACCCCGAUUAUUCUGGGUGUCUGUGCCCCUUGUGAAUUAUGAAGAGGUGGAAGUGCACCAAGGAGAUCUCUUUGAUGAAGUGAUCUAUGGAGCGGCUACAGAGCCCAUGCACACGAUCCUGACUGCAGGCUGGGAGUGGAGGCCUGGGCAGCGUGACUCAGGCCUGCGCUUCCCUACGUUCACAAGGGCCAAUGCCCGAGAAAGGCCCCCCAAGGAGCCAGCAGGGCUCUCAGUCACAUCGGAGGGGGCAAAAACCCGCUGGGAAGCCGACCUGCACAGGUUUGCACCAUACACGUACAAUGCUGAAUACAUGGUCCAGAAUGAGGAGGGGCUGGUGCGCCCUUUGCUAGCCGCUGAACGGGAGCUGCUGAUGGGGUUCGAAAGGAACCAUACUCUUGACCUAGCCAGCAAGGUUCCAGAGUCUUCUGAAGACAAGGAACUCCUGGAGGACAAGCGAUGCAGCGCCAUUGGAAAUACUUUCCAUUGCACCUUGGUAGGAGCCCUCCUAGACCAUGUCCUGUGGUCUUUUGGAGUGAAACAGUUAGUGGGCCACCACGAGAUUGUGGAAAGCUGGAGCCAAGAACUAAAACGGACCCACCGGUUGCCACAAGGAGAUUUGAAUAUCAACGAGGAUCAGACCCCUGUGGGGGAAGAUCCGGGAUAUGAAAGUGGAGUCACUGAAAAGAGGAGUCACCAAAUGGAAACGUUGCAGGUACCCCGCAGCCCCUCUUCUGCCACCGCCAUUGCGGGGGUAUCAGAGAGAGAUCUCAACCUCUCAGUUGCCAUGGUGCAGGCGUUUGUAAAGCGCCAAGAAUACCGAGGCAGUGAUGUACGAUUGGAUGGGGGAACUUUGUAUCGCCCAGAUGCUUUCCCAAGGGCCACGGUGAACCCACACCGCUGGAGAUGGCACGAGGAAGCCGUUUUAUUGCUGAGAAUUACCAAGGGUACAAUGAAAAACCUCUUGCCCUUGGACAAGGUGGUUCUCCAAGAGCUACAACUUUUGGUCCAAUUGGCCCUCCCUCUCCAAGCCCUGGCCAAAUGUCACGAGGCCGUGAGCGUCGCGGCCGUCCAACGGCCCGAAGGCGAAGCCUUACCUUGGCAAGCGGCACAGGCGCAGGGCAUCUUGCGCGAAGCGCUUCGCCGCGACCUCGCCCGCUCCAUUUCGUUGCACGAUGGUUGUGGCCAGUGCCACGUCCGACUCAGCUGGGCGCGCAGGGCAGUGCCACGCUUGGUGUUGGCCUAUGAUGAAGGCAUCCUGGUGUCUGGCUUUGGUGAAUGGCAAAGGCAACUGACCUUUCUGCUGCUGCUGGGCCUACGCCUGGAGCGUUCGGUGCACCGCCUCUGUUGGGAUUUGUGGCGGCGCCGCAUAGUCCCUGCACUGCUACCGGGUGUGACUUGA
This is a messenger RNA of Cladocopium goreaui, 5334 nucleotides long. The record is from the annotation of a GenBank genome assembly. NCBI's taxonomy places the organism in Eukaryota, Dinophyceae, Suessiales, Symbiodiniaceae.